AUUAUUAAGCAAAUAUUCCUUCCUUAAGCAAGUACUGGGCAGUUUGCUAAAGGUGGGUGCCCCAGUGCUGGGUAUAAGGAUUGUAAUGAGCACAAAAGUACACCUGCCGUGGGGCAGUUCCCAAGGAUUGGGUAACAGACAUCAGAGAAGCAGAGAAGCGCUCCUGUACUGGGGAUAAGGCAGUUACUGACACAGAAUGUUCCCUUAGGCACGGGAAAAGGCAAAAUCCCCUCACUGUGCCGGGCAAAAAGCAUGAAAUGGAAAGUGCACUUGGACAGGGCAGAAUGUUCCUAGGGGAAGGCAGGUGCUCUCAUAUAAGGAUUUGGGUAUCCAGCAAGCAGCUAAGUGCCAGGGAGCAUAGAAGAAUGCAAUUAGAGAGCUGCUGGGCAGGGCUAGAAGCAAUUAGCAAUUAGGCACGUGUGGCAGGAUAAAAGACUGGUGCCAAAAUGCCUGCGGGUGGAUAUUAAGGGGCGUAUUAAGCAGGCAGUUAUUACAUCAUCUGCCCCAAAGGAGGGUACAGGUGCACAGAACCCAGGCACUGUGUGCAUUGUUGGUGCAAGAGGGUAGACUGGCAUAAUGGAAGAUCUAUUCUACAACCUCUCCAUCCCUUACUGGCUCCAAGAGAUGGAAAAUAUGACAAACGCCACCAACCAGACCUUGGACAAAACCACCAUGGCCCCUGGAACGUACCAGACAAUGGAAAUGAUCUUUAUCGCCACCGUAACUGGUUCCCUCAGUUUGGUCACUGUGGUGGGCAACAUCUUGGUCAUGCUCUCCAUUAAAGUCAACCGGCAGCUACAGACAGUCAACAAUUACUUCCUGUUCAGCUUGGCCUGCGCUGACCUUAUCAUAGGCGUGUUCUCCAUGAACCUCUACUCUCUUUACAUUAUAAAGGGUUACUGGCCGCUUGGACCUAUUGUGUGUGACCUGUGGCUGGCGCUGGACUAUGUGGUGAGCAACGCUUCUGUGAUGAACCUCCUCAUCAUUAGCUUUGAUAGGUACUUCUGUGUCACCAAACCACUGACUUACCCAGCACGAAGAACCACCAAGAUGGCGGGGCUGAUGAUUGCAGCCGCUUGGCUUCUCUCCUUCGUGCUCUGGGCACCUGCUAUUCUUUUCUGGCAGUUCAUUGUAGGAGAGAGGACGGUGGCAAGUGGGGAAUGUUACAUUCAGUUCCUUAGCAACCCGGUGGUCACCUUUGGUACAGCCAUCGCUGCCUUCUACCUUCCGGUGGUCAUUAUGACUAUUCUUUACAUCCACAUAUCUCUUGCCAGCAGGAGCAGAGUCCGCAGGCACUGCACUGAAACCCGACAGGAGAAAAAAAAGCCAAUCAGCUCCAUGAAGAGCCCUCUAAUUAAGCAAACGAAGAACCUUCCCAAACAAGACCCCGGAGAUGAGGCGGUCAAAAAAGAGAACGGGGUGAGGAACGGCAAGAUUGAGAAGUCAAUGACCAACCUGCAGACAGCUGAAGAAAAAGAGACCUCCAAUGAAUCCAGUUCAGCCAGCCUGUCUCACAACCCUCCGGAGAAGCAGCCUGUAAGUGACGCCUCUUCAGGGGUUGUCCUGGCCCCGACCCAGAACAUGCCACCGCUGCCCUCAAAAGUGAAUGUUGCUUCCAAAUGGUCCAAGAUCAAGAUCGUCACCAAGCAGACUGGCAAUGAAUGCGUGACGGCUAUUGAGAUUGUUCCAGAAUGUGCCAUUCCUUUGCCCCAACAGGCCAAUAACAGGCCGGGCAACGUUGCUAGAAAGUUUGCCAGCAUCGCCCGCAACCAGGUGAGGAAAAAGAGGCAGAUGGCAGCCAGGGAGAAGAAGGUGACCAGGACCAUUUUCGCUAUCCUACUGGCUUUCAUCAUUACCUGGACACCAUACAAUGUCAUGGUCUUGAUCAAUACCUUUUGCCAGACAUGUAUCCCUGAAACCGUUUGGUACAUUGGGUAUUGGCUCUGCUAUGUCAACAGCACAAUAAACCCAGCCUGCUAUGCCCUUUGCAAUGCCACCUUCAAGAAGACCUUCAAACACCUCCUCAUGUGUCAGUACAAAAGCAUCGGCAUGGCCAGAUAGGCAACAAUGACUCUUCUCUGGCUUUGCCGACCUGUUGGCGAGGAGAAGGCAUUUCAGAAGCCUUGAGCAUCAUACCCGCCGCCAGCAAGGCUUCUGAAAAUCCCCCCCCCGGCACCCACAGGGCAAGGCUGGCACAGGAGAUUCCAGUGGAAGGCAUUUGCACUAGUAAUGAGCUGAGCUGGCAGCCAGGCAGAUGGGAAGCUGCAAUUGGACAGUCAAGUACACGGGAUAAAGACAUGUAGACACAUUGAUUGUGCGCCACGCAGGGGAGGGCGGUGGGCAACAAACAAGCACCUUGUGGAUUAGGAUUUUACAAAUCGUGCCAUCUGAGUCUCUCCGGCUGAGGCACAGCUUCCCAAACCCAAUAGACUUUGGCUUGGUGGGGGUACGCAGAGUCUUGUAGUUGAACAGUGACUGGAGUGCUGAAGACUGAUACCCCCUUACUACCUUCCCAAGGAUAUGCGUUAUGUAGCUCUGGUUUCUUGUAGACUGUGGUCUCAACUCACUGUGACGAUUGGUUUACUAAAUCAGCUGAAUAUCCCCAUAUAUUUAAUGGGGUACUAUCAAAAUACAUGCCGCCCCCCAUUUUUUUUAAACAACUGUCCCCCAUGUUUUUACACAGACUUCAGUACUCUACACAGUCUUGCCUGCUCUGCUUUCCUUUCAUCCAUGGUGCAAUACUCUUGCUAUUCGCUGCCCUCUAGUGGCAGGUCAUGGAAAUACAGCAGUUUAUUGCAGGGUAAGCUGCAAGACAAUAUCACAGCCUUUUAUUUUGACAGUAUCCCUUUAAACAUUAAAGGAAAAAUGGGUACCCACCACAUCCCAGGAGCCUACAAUGGGGUGGGGGGGGGGGGGUCUACAAAAAGCAAGAGCGGAGCCAAAGACAGGACAGAGAGACUGGACUCUAAAGGAUUUUACUUUGCCCAGCUUGGGAGACUGGCAGAAUCAUUCCGUGCCACAGGGCAUAGCAGGACUACCCACAGCUUUCAUGGCUCUUUAAAUUAACUGUUUCCAUGCCUCAUUCCUUAUUUUCUGUUUCCUUUUUGCUGGCUGAGCACUUUCUGGGGGAUUCCAGGAUAAUUACUGUGCCAUAGGGAUGCUCCGUGGUUGGACUGGGGUGGUGGGUGGUUUGGAGAAUAUCUCUCCCCUUUGACUUUGAGUUGAAUUGGGAUAACAGUGGGGUGGGGAUUGGUAGCUGUGUGCACAAAUCAUUUCCUAUCUGCAUUGCUGUAUAUAUAAAUAAUUAGUGGGAGCUGCCAUUAUGCUUACCCAGGCUGAUUUAUUGGGGAUUCGAUAUAGGACCACCAUUAUCACAGCCAGGUUUAAUGGUUCCCCUUUAUGGAUAGAUGACUUUUUUCAGCCUCAGCUACUAUGUAACUAUGUUGGGGGCCAUAUGGAUCCCCAUGUGAUAUCAGCGCUGGGCCAAGGCAAUAUUUCUUGUGCUGUGUUAUUCCCCUUCCCUCAUUGGCUGCUAUUCCCACCCCCUACCCACUUGGGCCACACCCACCCCCUACACCUCUUGCACCCCUUUUCCACUCUUCCCUUGUUCCGCCCAUGUGUUCUACACCAGACUGUGCUCAUUACUGUUUUAUUGGCGGCGUUGAAGGGUCCAUGAAUCCCUAGGAGUUCUAUAGCCGCUACCCCUACACCCUAUAUAUUUGCCUUCUUUGUCAAUAUCACAUCAGUUGUUUAAUAACCGCUAUGUAUUGCACCCACAGAGGAAAUCAAUAUGGCAGCUCCUGCUUUUUAUAGCAAAUAUCCAAAGAAACAAUGCUCUAGGUGCACAUGUUAAAGGGGAAGUUAAUGGCUCCUUACUUGUGGAUAUAUUUUUCACUUUUGGAAGCAGCUCCAUGGGAUUGGGCUGACAUUUUCAAAGCCUGGCAUUCUAUUGGUUACUGGUUUUAGCUAAUUGUAAGAUCUGAUGAAAUAAUAACAAACACCAGGGCACUGGAUCUUUAUUUUCUCAUUGGAUUUCAACACAAUAGCACCCCUAGUGGUUAAAUAUAGAAGGACGUGUUUUUUUGAGGUGCAUGGAAAAUAUAUUCCAUUUGUGUCUAUUGAUCCCUUAGGAUAAGGGGCUUCCAAUUAAAAAGAGUUAUACCUAUUUAGUAGCUAUAGCAACCAAUCAUCAGUCAGCUUUCAUGGCUCCAGUGCAGUUCUGGUAAUGAAAGGACAGAUUUUAUUGGCUGAUGAGGGUUACUUCACUAAAACGGAUCUUCAGAGCCUCUUGGUUACCCCAGAAGUGAUCCGAUACACCCCCGACUCUUAAUCCUACCGUGUCUCUGGGACCAAAAUGAUCGACAGGUGAUUUUAUGACUUAUUGUGUAAAUAAUAUAUGGAAAAGUCUAUGUACAAACUGAAUUGUCAGAUAUUUUUAUACAGUGCUUUUAUUUAAUGAUUGUCAUUAUUUUUUGCAUGAUCCCGGCACCUACAUAAAGGCCAAGCGCCGCCUUUAACUAUUGGGGGAGGGGGACCAGGCGUCCAAUUAAAGUUCAAUUAAAGAGAUAAAUUCUGUUUAACCAUUUACCCUAAAGCUUAUUCCCUGCUGCCCGGGCGUCUGUAUUCUCUCUCAUUUCUCUUAUAAACGGCUGCUGUGUUUUCUGGA
Xenopus tropicalis (tropical clawed frog) is the source of this 4666-nucleotide messenger RNA. It is a transcript of the gene chrm4, whose product is annotated as cholinergic receptor, muscarinic 4. Gene Ontology annotation, biological process: G protein-coupled receptor signaling pathway; G protein-coupled acetylcholine receptor signaling pathway; signal transduction. NCBI's taxonomy places the organism in Eukaryota, Metazoa, Chordata, Amphibia, Anura, Pipidae. The record is from RefSeq and is a predicted model, not a curated record. The transcript is spliced from 2 exons. Gene Ontology annotation, molecular function: G protein-coupled receptor activity; G protein-coupled acetylcholine receptor activity. Gene Ontology annotation, cellular component: cell junction; plasma membrane; postsynaptic membrane. The coding region runs from base 577 to 2061 and encodes 494 amino acids.